UUUAGAUUUAUUCGGCAAUGGGAAGCAGAUCUUGUCAGGUGCAAUAACUAUCAUCUGCCUUAACGUAGAAGCUCUCAAGCAACAUCUGGACCCUGUCUUUAUUUCCAAUGGCUUCCCUGCUGGCAUCUGAGAUGUACCAUGUGGUAGGGAGUGUAGCCACUUCGCAAACAUUCCGACUGGCACAAAUGGUUGAAAGAUGUAUGAGUGUAAUGCAGUCUGGGACUCAGAUGAUCAAACUGAAGAGUGGAACAAAGGGUUUGGUCCGCCUCUUCUACCUGGAUGAGCAUCGAACAUGCAUUAGAUGGAGACCCUCCAGGAAAAGCGAGAAAGCCAAAAUUAUAAUUGAUUCAAUUUACAAAGUCACCGAGGGACGACAAUCAGAAAUAUUCCAUCGACACGUAGACGGGAACUUUGACCCUAGUUGUUGUUUUACUAUAUACCAUGGAAACCAUAUGGAAUCUCUGGAUUUGAUAACUUCGAACCCUGAGGAGGCUCGAACUUGGAUUACAGGGUUGAAAUAUUUGAUGGCUGGAAUAAGCGAUGAGGAUUCACUGGCCAAAAGGCAAAGGACUCAUGAUCAAUGGGUGAAACAGACAUUUGAAGAAGCUGACAAGAACGGGGAUGGAUUGCUGAAUAUAGAAGAAAUCUACCAGCUGAUGCAUAAGCUUAAUGUCAACCUGCCUCGAAGGAAAGUCAGACAGAUGUUUCAGGAAGCAGACACUGAUGAAAACCAGGGAACUCUAACGUUCGAAGAAUUCUCAGUGUUUUAUAAGAUGAUGUCAUUGCGUAGAGAUCUGUACUUACUGCUUUUAAGCUACAGCGACAAGAAAGAUCACUUGACAGUGGAUGAACUUGCUCAGUUCCUGAAAGUGGAGCAAAAGAUGACUAACGUGACAACAGAGCAGUGCCUUGACAUUAUUCAGAAGUUUGAAGUUUCAGGGGAAAACAAGGAGCAAAAUGUGCUGGGAAUUGAAGGUUUUACCAGUUUCAUGAGAAGUCCUGCAGGUGACAUAUUCAACCCUUUGCACUGUGAGAUCUACCAGGACAUGGAUCAACCCCUCAGCAACUACUACAUUGCUUCGUCUCAUAACACCUACUUAACAGGGGACCAGCUGCUUUCUCAGUCUAAGGUGGAUAUGUAUGCCUGGGUGUUGCAAGAUGGCUGCCGAUGCAUUGAAGUUGAUUGCUGGGAUGGGCCUGAUGGUGAGCCAGUUGUACACCAUGGAUACACGCUCACCUCCAAGAUUCCCUUUAAGGAUGUUGUGGAAGCCAUCAACAAACAUGCCUUUGUAAAAAAUGAAUUUCCUGUGAUAUUGUCCAUUGAAAACCACUGCAACAUUCAGCAACAGAGAAAGAUUGCGCAGUAUCUCAAAGAAAUAUUUGGAGAUAAACUAGAUCUAUCUUCAAUUCCACUAGGAGAAGCCAAGCAACUUCCCAGUCCCCAGAAUCUGAAGGGAAAAAUACUUGUGAAGGGAAAGAAAUUGCCAUAUGACUUGGCGGAGGAUGCCGAUGAAGGAGAAGUCUCAGAUGAAGACAGUGCUGAUGAAAUAGAAGAGGAAUGUAAACUAAGCCAUUGCUUUAGUAAUGGUACAACCGAACACCAGGUGGAAUCAUUCAUUAGGAAAAAAUUGGAAUCUUUACUAAAGGAAUCACAGAUCAGAGACAAGGAGGACCCUGACAGCUUCACCGUUAGAGCAUUGUUGAAAGCAACACAUGAAGGCUUGAAUGUGAAUCUGAAACAGAGUUCAGACACAAAAGAUCGAGGGAAAUCCAAAAGAUCAUCGAUGGGUAACAUUACUAAACACAAGAAAACUGCAAAAUCCAGGUCAAAAUCUUGCAGUACGGAUGAAGAUGAAGAGUUAUCUCCAAGGGAAGUGGGACAGAUGCACAGACUUGGCCGGAGAAGGAAAACCAUGAAAUUAUGCAGAGCGUUGUCUGAUCUGGUCGUCUACACAAAUUCUGUGGCUGCUCAAGACAUUAUGGAUGAUGGGUCUACAGGGAACGUGUUAUCCUUUAGUGAAACCAGAGCACAUCAGGUGGUUCAACAGAAAUCAGAACAGUUUAUGUUAUACAACCAGAAACAGCUCACCAGGAUUUAUCCAUCUGCAUAUAGGAUAGAUUCCAGUAAUUUUAAUCCUGUGCCCUAUUGGAACGCGGGUAUCCAGUUGGUGGCAUUAAACUAUCAGACAGAGGGGCGCAUGAUGGAGCUAAAUCGUGCAAAAUUCAAGGUUAAUGGAAACUGUGGAUAUGUCCUUAAACCUCAACAGAUGUGCAAAGGUGUGUUUAAUCCAUUUUCUGGUGACCCUCUUCCUGCCAGCCCUAAAAAGCAGCUCAUACUGAAAGUAGUCAGCGGUCAGCAGCUCCCAAAACCUCCAGAUUCAAUGCUUGGGGACAGGGGAGAGAUUAUUGACCCUUUUGUGGAAGUGGAAAUCAUUGGACUGCCUGUGGAUUGCUGUAAGGAACAAACACGAGUUGUUGAUGACAAUGGUUUCAAUCCUGUGUGGGAGGAAACUCUCACCUUUACCGUUCAUAUGCCAGAAAUUGCGUUGGUGCGGUUUUUGGUUUGGGACCAUGAUCCAAUUGGACGGGAUUUUGUAGGCCAAAGAACUGUGGCUUUUAGCAGUCUUAUGCCUGGGUAUCGCCACGUCUACUUGGAAGGUCUCACUGAAGCUUCCAUAUUUGUCCAUAUCACAAUAAAUGAAAUAUAUGGCAAAUGGAGUCCUUUAAUCCUCAAUCCAAGUUAUACUAUAUUGCACUUUCUAGGAGCCACAAAGAACAGGCAAUUUAUUGGGCUUAAAGGGUUCUUCAAUAAGAAUUCGAAACACGGCUCAGUCGAGAGCAAUGGUCAUAUACGUAAACGAUCAAUCAGUGAGCGCAUCUUACGACGCACUGCCAGUGCGCCAGCAAAAGGCAGAAAGAAAACCAAGAUGGUGUUUCAAGAAUCUACAGAGAGUAAAGACAUUUGUUGUGAGAUAUCUGGCACUAAAGAAAAAGAGGCUGUAAUAAGGAGAACCUCCAGGAGCCUACAGGCUCGCCCUGUGUCGAUGCCAGUUGACAAGCUUCUUCUUGGACCUUUUGAACCCUCCACAUCAGACACUUCCAAAGAUACCAAACAACAUGACAUAUCUUCAGGAGGAAUGGACAUUAGAGGCUCGGGGAAACUGCUAACUGAAGAUGUGGAUAUAUCAAUACCUGGAAAUCAAAUUUCACCUUUUUUUGCAUGUACUUCUAAAAAUCCAUGCCAGAAUAAAGUCACACCACAUGAGCACAUUGUACAUAAAAAAUGGAAAAGUUUACAUUUAGACUGUGUGCUGCAAAGUGAUGAUAUCAGGGAGUUUGAUGAUACUUUUACAAGUGAAUUAGAAGAUAACGAUGACCACCUAAAACAAACCGGCUCCACAUUUGACAUUCCUAGAGAAAAUAUGGUUAAAGAUUAUGACACAAAGUUUGAAACGGUUUCUAUUAAUGAUUUAUCAAGUACCAUGUGCACAGACAUCAAUAAUUUACAUUCAACUGAAGCCAUGUCCGAAAAUGAUAUUUCUAAUAUAAUUAGUGAAGUACCAUCUGUAGAUCGGAGUGAACUUGGCAGUUCAAUGUCUGAAUUAAUCAGGCAGUUUGAAGUCACCGAUGACAAAACUACUUUGACUUGUGUCUCAAGCUUACAAGAGCCAAAUAGCCACACUAAGUUUAGUGGAUAUUCUGACAUUUUCACAGCUUGCCUGUACACACCUAAAAAGUGUGUUUCAAGUUUAAAUAAUGUUGAAAAGUCCUUAUUCUCAACAGCUGACACUACGAUAUUCUCCAGCCCAGAGACAUCUGAAUAUUCAGUCUAUACAAUCAUUCAUGAAGAAGACUUAUCUCUUGAUGCCAAUUGCAAAUUGAUGGAUGCAAAUGUUGCCAAUCGAGUUAGACAAUCAGAACCUAAUAUCAGCAGCUCACCAUAUGUAUCAACCUAUCCUGAAUUACAACCAAAGUCAACAAAAACUGAGCAAGCACAUUUUGAAGGGCUAGUGAACAUGGAUUCAUUUACUCAUAGCAAUUAUACUCAAAAUAUCCCUACAGGAACACAUGUAAACACCAGUAAGAAUAGUUCCAUACAUAAUGGAACUCAAGAUAUUCCAACAAAUCCUCAUAUCACUCAAGAAAAAGACAUACGGCUGCAAUCUACUAAUUUGUGUUUAAACCAGACAUGGAACACAGAGAAAAAUGCAAAGAAGUUAUUCCAAAAUCAUAUGUCACACACUGAUGCCCACAGACCUACAGAUAACACAAUUAGUAAUCCUCAUAUGACCGUUAAACGGCAAGAGUUUUGUAAGUCACAUCAAAAUCUAGAAUCUCUAUACCACAAACACCAUCUGCAAUAUGUCCCUCAAAAAGUCAUUGUACAGAACUCCAGUUCCAGUUCCACAUUUAACAAUUCCAAAUCUCUAGCACUCCACGGAAACAAGCAAUCUAAUUCAUGCAAGUCAAAGAGUCUUGGGGAUCUGACCUCAGAGGAUAUCUCCUGUAAUUUUGAGAGCAAAUACAAGAGAAUUAACAAAGGUUUUCUGUCUUCAGGCAUUGUAGAAGAAAAUGCAUCUCUGGCAAAGAGUAGACAUCAAUCCUCGGAUGCAUUGACAGAACAGUUGCGUAAACUGAUGUCUUUUGACCAAGAAGACUUUAGUAAGCCACAGUGUCAUGAACAUGAAGAAGUGGACAUUCCUAAGCCUCUAUCUCGGAAGCUGUCUUCUAGAAGUCAGAGCAGGGUCAGGAACAUUGCUAACCGUGCCAAGGAACGACAGGAGGCCAAUAAAAUGAAACACAGCACCUCUAAUCUAAAUGAAGUUGUUUUUCGAAACAAACCACCUACUUCUUCUCAGCCUGUAAACAGACAUUCAACCGGAUCUUAUAUAGCCAGUUACUACAGCAACCUUAAUAAUGAAAGGCUUGAAGGAAGAGGCAUACCAGAAGGUGCAUGUAAUUCUCAAACCUAUAGAUAUAAUGAUACCUUUUGUAUAGAUCGUUUCAAUUAUCCGACUGAUCCAAGCAAUAUUGAUGAACCAGAAAUUUAUUUCCUACUGAGAUUGUAAAUAUAUAUAGGGUCUCCAAUUUAAUGUUGUUUACAAGAUGUUUUAUUUCAUUUGAAAUAUAUUAUUAGAAAGUACUCAUUUGGCCUUUUUUAACCCAUUGAGUGCCGGGGCCUCCACGUGGAUUUCAAAGGGUGAAAUAACAACAUUUUGUUUUUUAAAAAAAUGGUUUUUAACAGUUUUUAGUUAAAUAGGUUAGUCUUCCUUGGGUUUCACCCCUUGAGUGCCAGCGUGGUGUGCAAUUUAUUAUAUUGUAAACUGCUGUACCCCUCUCCGGCAUUCAAAGGGUCAGGGCUACUCUUAAUGUUAACAACUUUGUAAAUAUAUUCUUGUACUUUUUAAUAUAAAUGCAUCAUUUUUAAUUAUAAAUUUUAUUUGGGGAAAAGCAGGGAGCUAUGUGCAUGCAGUCAUCCUGGAAGCUCAUAGUCUAUUAAAUGUAAUGUGCAUGUACAUUAUAACAAAACAAUAUAGUAAAUUUGCACAGACGGCAAAAAAAAAAAGAUCAUUGCAAUAAAAAAUAUAUGUCUCUAUUUCUUUUUA
This is a messenger RNA of Pelobates fuscus (common spadefoot toad), 5606 nucleotides long. RefSeq names its product phospholipase C eta 1 (gene PLCH1). Gene Ontology annotation, molecular function: phosphatidylinositol-4,5-bisphosphate phospholipase C activity; calcium ion binding. The transcript has 23 exons. The record is from RefSeq and is a predicted model, not a curated record. The coding region runs from base 108 to 5069 and encodes 1653 amino acids. Lineage: Eukaryota; Metazoa; Chordata; Amphibia; Anura; Pelobatidae. Gene Ontology annotation, biological process: phosphatidylinositol-mediated signaling; lipid metabolic process; release of sequestered calcium ion into cytosol.